AUGUCUUCCGGGGCCAGUCCACAAGAGCAAAUUAUAGAAGCUGCCAGAAGAAACAAUGUCGAACUGUUAGCUUCGGUGGCGGAGUCACAGUCCGACAAGUUGGCCGAAGUGGUGAACGGUGCCAAGGAUGCCACGGGUAAUACAGCUUUACAUCUCUGUUGUAAGUACGGAUGUUACGAAGUUCUUGAUAAAUUACUCGACAUUGACGGUGUUGAAGUCGAUCCCGUGCAUCCUCUUACUGGAGACACUCCGCUUCACUAUGCUGUCAACUACAGCUUUGAAGAACCCGAAUAUGCAAAGUUUCUGGUCGAGACUUUGUUGGAUGUUGGCGCAGACCCUACGAUUCGCAAUAAAGACGGUCUCAAGCCCGCACAACUGCUCGGAGAUUCGAACGAAGAACUCAAACUGGUGCUGGAGGGCGCCGAAUACGCCUCUACGGCUCAAUUGCAGCAGGACGAGGAAGAAGACGUUGACGAUGGACCGUCCGAUGAAGAGUAA
Molecule: messenger RNA, 498 nt
Organism: Ogataea philodendri
Lineage: Eukaryota; Fungi; Ascomycota; Pichiomycetes; Pichiales; Pichiaceae
Exons: 1
Coding region: 1-498 (165 amino acids)
Cellular component (GO): cytoplasm; nucleus
Molecular function (GO): protein binding
Source: RefSeq, a predicted model, not a curated record